GGUCACAUUCCCUCGCUCGCCUCCGUCUCGUGAACUUGGCUCUCUUGUGCGCUGAAAACUGGCUGCUACACAGCUGUUUUGAAUCCCCGAGUUCAUUCGAUCAUUCUUGCUCAUCUCUUCACUCAGGCGUUUGAUUUUGAUCAGUUUUCUACGUCUAUUCUGACUCCAACUCUAUAGAUAAACCCUUUUCCGCCUCCUUCGUAGAAUCAGAGGGCUUUCCGGACGAAAGCGAAUCAGUGAAUCCAAACGAGAUCAUUUUACUCCUUCAGGUGGUUCGAAAACAGAACUACACAAUGUCCUCCUCCUCAGCAGCCGUCAAGUUCUUGUCCCUCAUGGCACUCGUCGGGGUGUCAUUAGCAACGGUGGCUCUUGGGCCCUCACCUGUCCAUCCAGAUCACCCGGGCCAGUGUUGGAGCGAAUCGCAGAAGAGAAGUUUCCCCGACGGCAAAAACUGGCAGGAACCCAAUUGCGUCCAAGUGACCUGCACAGCCUACAAGGGGCGACUCUUCGUCCAAUACGCAUCGUGCCCGAGCGUUGGCGUUCCUCCCGGCUGCACGACCACCAGGGACUUGAAAAUGCCAUACCCCAGCUGCUGCCCCAUGCCCUCCUGCCCAGAGAUUCCCACAGCCGCCGAACUGAACGGACCUGAAUACGACGACUUCACCAACUGGAUCAAUGAACAUUACGACCAGCAGACGCAAAUGGAAUAGAAGAGGGAAGUGGGGUGGAGCCCUGUUUCGAAAGAGCUCACAAACACGGUGCAGUCUCCUUCGACGAAAACCUGCCCUCGAUCGGCACCGUUCGCUUUCUCUUAGAAGUAGUAAGGGAUUUGCUGGGCUUUCACUCGGAGGAAUACAGAAGGCUGCUUCCACGGAGGAAGAAGGAAUUUACCCUCGUAAACAGCGAGAGGUUCGGAUUUUCUACGUAAAAUAAUGUGCGUUUGAUUUUGGCUAGAAAACUUCGUCACGGAUGUGGUAAUUCCCUUGAAGACUAAUGGGAAACAGGGCUCAGGCCAAAUCUAUCGAAGCCCAAGACACUGACAAACAAUCUGCUAGUUUUGCAUACUUUUAUAUCAUCAAAAUCAGCCGAUAUAUCGCAGUCAAUUUAUAACAAUUCGCAAUUGAACCCAACCGACGUUUCUUACGUAGGAAAAGUUACAAACAUAAAUACGAAUCUGUUUGUGGUGCUACUGACUGACGCCUUCGCUGCGUUUCGAAUAUUUGUCCGUUCGUUUUCCUUCUCGAUUUCCUCAAUUCCCAAAAUCAGUCGGCUUGCAAAGCCUCGCUUCUCCGAGUGACGUCAGCAAAAUACAGUUUAAGAUUUAUGUACAAAGUUCAAACGCCUUCAUGCAACGUAUAUUUUAAAUUCAGCAUUGUCAUGCGCGCGCGCCAGUGUGUGUAGACGUUCAGAUAUUUAUUUAUUCGUCCGUUUCAUUAUAACAUUCAUCAUCAUCUUCAUCAUUGUCACCAGUUUUUCAGUCAUUACGAUUUGCUAAGUCUAGAUGAACCAUCUUCGUCUCUCAUUUGUUUCCGUCAAAGUGGAAAGGAGUUUCAAUGGUCAAACUAUAUAUUCCAUUCCCUUUUCAAUUCAUAUUUUCAUCUAGUCUCGAUUCACUGGUGUAUUUUGACAUUCAGCAUUGUUCAGAAUACCAUAUCCAAAGACUUAAUUUUUUUUUUUUAAUUCAUCAAAGAUUUCGGUUCCGAUAGAGACUCUGCCAAGUUGUUCAUAUUGAGACUUCAUCUUCAAAUCUCUAUUUUCAUAAUCU
Messenger RNA from Macrobrachium nipponense, 1765 nucleotides. RefSeq names its product U-scoloptoxin(16)-Er12a-like. The coding region runs from base 294 to 710 and encodes 138 amino acids. Lineage: Eukaryota; Metazoa; Arthropoda; Malacostraca; Decapoda; Palaemonidae. The transcript has 3 exons. The record is from RefSeq and is a predicted model, not a curated record.